AGGCCCGGGCACGCGCGUGCCCACGGUGGUCAUGGCCAGAGCCUGCACUACAUAGCGGGUUUUCCAAAAUGCGGGGUUUAACGGAAUCACAGUCGCUGUCUUCUAGGAGUAUCGGACACCCAGGUCAGUGGGGAGAGUGGUUUAAGAUCCCUGCGGACCCAAACUGAGCCAUGGUUCCCCCGGUCCCAAAGGGAGGGGCCGCACUCUCUGGGGCUUCCGGCAACCGGGGAGAGACCAGGAUUGAGGAUGUUUUCCCUUGGCCUGCUGGAUUAGGCUCUUUGUUUAAGGAAAUGAACGUAUCAGGCAUCUGCCUGUGGCCAUUCUUCCUUCCCCCUACUCCCCAGGCCGGGCUUAGAGCCUCCUCCUGCCCAGUCACAGUUGGAUUUUAGUGUGAGAUAGGAGGGGGUCCUGCCCAGUGGACCCUCACAAGGCUGCGGAGUCUCUGGACUGAGAGUGGCUCGUAGGGAACCCGCGUGUAGCCGGGGCCCCCAGCAGACACCCGGUCUGUGCUCGCGGGCGCUUUCACGGCCCUGCCAACAGUUGGCUUCUCGUUAGUGGACUUCUAUAGCAGUUUGUGUCGGUGGCCCUGGUCAGGGUAGAGAUUAUGUGUAAAUGAUUUCCCGCUGGCAUUCUGUUGAGGAUUACAGUGCAAGAGGGCGGUCCCUGGCAGUUAGACAUUUUUCUUUAUUACUCUGCCCUUAGUUUCAGGACAGCGAGCAUUCCUCCUCUGUAGUAAUUUAAAGUGGUUCAGCCCCUUUCCUUGACUUGGACUCUUCGGUCUUCCCCACCCCCGUAAGGAUGGGGGUUGUCACCCCACCGGCUGAGGGCACCCGUUUGCUUCCCGGUCACUAGUGUUAGUCUCAUCUGUUUCCAUUUCCUUGAUCCUCUCCUCACCAUCCUCUCUCUUCUUUGCUCCCCACAGUGGGCUUGGGCGGCUAUCAGCAGGGGUUUGUGGCCUUUGGAUGCAGCCCCCACGGGCCCUGGUCCUUCAGAUCCGCCGUGCAGGGCCCAGCUCCCAGCCCCGGCUUUCGACAGGCUACGGGAAAUUACCGCUCUAAGAAGUCAGGCUGCGGGGAGUUACCGCUCCGAGAAAACAGCCUGCAGGAAAUUAAUGCCACCGCUCCAAGAAGUCAGGCAGAGGGAAGUUACUGUUCUGAGAAGUUAGGCUGCGGGGAGUUACCACUCAGAGAAAUCAGGCUGUGGGAAGCUACCUUUCUGUGACGUCUUCCAGCCAGGGUGCUUGAAGGGGACAGGACGUAAGUACAGAGCCAGCCCACGUGCCCGAGGACAGAGUCUCAGAUAAGCCGGCUAGACUUUGCUCCCAGUCCGGAGCAGGGAGGAAGCAGGAUUCGGCCCUUCCCCCGAGCGAUGUUCCGGACCCUCGCUCGAGGCCGGGCUCCGCGGGGGCUGCGCUCGGGGCAGAGGGUGCCGGGCGGCGGGGAGAGGCUUCCCCGGAGGCCACAGGCUCCCAGGGUCGGAGAAGCACGAGCCGAGCGCCGGGGCUGUCCCUCUGCGGGCAGAGAGGAGCUUCGGGGAGUGGCCCCCGACCUGCUCAUCAGAACCACAGACAGACGGGCCCUUUCUGAACCGUCAGAGAAGUAGAAGUUGGCAUCAUUUUGGCUGGCGACGGACUGUUUCUGCUGCAGCUCUUCCUCCUUUGGGAGAGCUCUUUAGGAGCGGCACUAUGACCGCCCCCUGCCUCCGGAUGGUCGCGGUGGCCUGGAGCCUGCACCUGGCCGUCCGGGUGGAAGGUUCGCCCGCCCCGGGCUGCCGCUGGGAUGGACGCCACUUCCUGGACUGCUCCGCGGCCGGGAUAGCAGCCCUUCCCCCGGCGAGCCCGCGCCCCACUGCCUCGCCGGAUCCCAGCUCACGGUCCACCGGCGCUGUCCCCUGGCCGGACGGCAGGGCCGGCUGGGGCCUCUGGCGCCUCCGGCACCUGAACCUCAGCAAUAAUCUGCUGGCCGAGCUCACCCUGAGCACCUUGUCCCGCUCGCCCUUGCUGGAGACGUUAGACCUCAGCGCCAAUCGGCUGCGCUCCGUCUCGGUGGGCUGGCGGAGGCACACCCCGUGGGCCGGCCCGCUCCCGGCUCUGAAGCAGCUGUCCAUCCACGGGAACAGGCUGAGUGCCAUCCCGGGAGAAUUGUGGAGACUGCGCUUGCUGCGGCACCUGGACCUGUCCUUCAACAGCAUCGCCCGUGUCGGCCCCAGGGACUUUCGCAACUGUGUCCGCCUAGAGAGCCUGAACUUGCAGAGUAACAGACUGACCGCCAUUCACCACGAGGCCUUCAAGGAGCUCAGCAACUUGCAGAGGGUGGAUCUGGCCCACAACGCCCUGACCUCCAUCCUGCCACCGCUGCUGUUGGGCUUGCGCUUGCCCCAUCUGGACUUGGACAUCUCCGGCAACCCGUGGCUCUGUGACUGCAACCUCACCGUCCUGCAGAGCUUCCUGUCCGCGUCCUGGAGGGACACGUGGGGUGUCAUCUGCCGCCGUGGCUGCCAGAUGGCCGAGCCGGUCACCCGCGAGGAGGUCCUGGUCCCCGGCUGCGCAGAGAUAGUGCUGGACUGUGGCUUGGAUCCACCCCGGGGCGCUGACGGACCCUUCUGGUGGACGCUCUACGGCCCCAUUUCCGGGGAUUCCCGCAUUCCUCACCUCCGCCUGAACGAGCAACGGCAGAUGGUACUGGAGGCAUCGGAGGCGGUCCGGCUGGGGCUCUACGCCUGCUUCUCCCCCGGCGGGGAGAAGAAACCCGUCGUCUAUGCCGUCUCCAGGAAGCCACCUCCAUCCCCAGGCUUGGUGAGGAACCCCCGGGGGAUCCCCGCCGCGCAGCGAGAACCCGGCCCCGCCCCCAACCUGCCCUUGGCGGUGGGCCUGGCGGUGCCCGUGACCUUCGUCUUGGCUUUCGGGCUGGGCGCCUUCACCAGGCCCUACCUGGACCGGCUGUGGCGGCGCCGGCGCCGGAGGGGCCGCUCGCCCGGCUCGGGGUCCAAGAUGGCUUUCUCCAAUCACGGCUUCAGCGGGGAUGCGGGCGGAUCCCCAGAGACCGCCACCCCUGCCUCCCGGCGCCACGUGAGCCCGGGGGUGGUUGGGGAUGGGGAAGAGUGUGGGCCACCCUCUCCAUCCCCGCUUGGGUCCAACUCCCAGAGCACCCGUGCCGGGGACAGCUCCUUCUAUGAGAAUUCCUUGCAGGGGCCUGCUCCUGACCCGGCCCCGGCCCCGGUCGCCCUGCAGGGCGACGGGCCUUCCCCGGGCCCAGCAUCCUUCCCUUUCUACGAAGAGCCGGAAGGCCCUCGUGGGGAACAGCCUGACCCUCCCGGCGGGCCCUCCGACGUCACUCUGCAGAGCCACAGUUCUGACAGGCCCGGGACCGCCACCCCCUCCGACUCUGACUCCGGAUCCUUAUUCACGCUCAGCUCGGCAGGCUCCGAAGGAGAAUGGAGCAACACAGAGGAUGCGGAGGCCGGCGAGGAGGGGGUCAGAGAGCCCAGCCCUCCCCUCACUCCACAGACCCGAGAGGCACAGGGUGGGGAAGGCUGGGAACGGGCCACGGCCAUGGAAGCCGGUCUGCCACCAGGCUCCCGGGGACAGAUGGAACCACCCCCGGCGCAGGCCGGCAGCACCCCCGGGGAUGAAGCAUCUGGCCUGUGGACUCUGGGCCAGCCCCAAGAGGGUAGCCCGGCACCCUCGGGACAGGCCCUGGCUAUUCCUCUGGAAACAAGAGACCCCGUCUGGGAUUGGAGCCCCCCGGGCCGCAGCCCAGGCUGGCCAACGUCCGUCCUAACGCCCGCCUCCGAGGAAACUCCGGGGACCUCCGCACACUACGCUAGGGUCCCCCUCCUUGCCUUGAGCCCUCCUUGGCCCCCGACACCAGUCGCAGGAAGUUCGGGGCUCCAGGAAACCGGUCCCCGCUCUUUCCGCCAGCGUCGCUACGGUCGGCCGGCAGGGCGGGGCCGGGCAGGCUCUGCCUCGGCGGGAUCCAGAUCUCACCGCUCUCCGUUCAACGGCGUGGCACCCCCCACCUCUUCCAGACAGCGCAGCCGGGACCGGCCCUCUUUGGCCCGAGGGCCCCGCUGGCGGGGCGGCCACACCUUCACCACGCGGGCGGCCAAGGGAAGGCGCUGGACCCUGGUUCAGCUCGCCUGCCUCAUCUGACCGGUGCAGGGAGCAAGGCGCUGGGCCCUGGGCCCUAACGCGACGGCCGGCUUGGCCGUGGCAAAAAGGCGGAAGGAAAACUGUAAAUACCAAGAUCCACCGGCUCUGCUCCAAAAGCCAGGGACUGGCAGAACGGUCCCAGUCUUCCCUUUCAGGGAAACAACAGGGGACCCCUCCUAACCUCACCCCCAUGGGCACAUUACCCGUCGGCCGUGCCAACCUGCACUCUGGGAUGGCCCCCCGGUGCUUCUCCGACGUGGGAAGGUGGUUGGAUUUUUUCAUCAUCACUACUACGCUCCUGCCCCUCCCCACCAGCCCGGCUAAGGCCUGUUACACUCCUCCUCUCCCCCUCCCCGGUUCACAGCUCGACUUGAACCAGCCCCUUUUUAUGUAAUAGAAGACCUGCUUCAAGUAAAAACGACUCCUGAAAAGUGUAACGAGUGAGAGGUUUGUUUAAAGAGCAACCGCCGGGGCCAGGCCCGGACACCACCAGCUUCAGCAGCGGGUCCCGUCCCCACCCUGUCCCUAACUGGAACGGGGGCAGAGGACGACAGACUGCCCCGGGGCGAUGGCUCCAGGAACCCAGGGCCAUUUGCUGGCCCGCCCCGGGUCAGGACUUUGACCGGAGCAGAGAGGAAGGAGCGCCUGGAAGGAAGCACGAAGCCCCGGCCGCCGAAUUUGGACUUUCAUCCCAUCCCCGGAACUUCCAUCGGGUCCUAGAAACCGGCAGGGAUGGUAAUCGAUCGGCAGGGAAGACCACUGUCACUUCCCGGGCUUUUCCACUAAGCCCCACCCGACAUCUCGCUCCAGCCCCCGGGGGUCUGGGUGCGGGCGGCCAGCAGGGGCAAGGGCUUGGGGUCCACCCCUGGGCAGAGGUUUUCUGGACUGGCCAGAGCUAGGGGCAAUGAGGGAGGGCGGGGGCAGCCCUCUGCCUCCCUCCCUCACCCCUGGAAGAAGUGCCCUUUGUCACCCUCAUUAGGGGAUCUUUCCUGUUUGGUCCCAGAACUUCCAAUGGUCCCAAACAACGCCGCCAGCGUGCCCCUUCCUCCCAGAGGCCGGCGGAACCCUGGCCCUGAGCCUGGGUUGCACAACACCAGAAUCGCAGGGUCCUCUCGCUUCUCCACACCAGCAGGUGACGGAACUCAUCUAAUGGCCGACGGAAACCCUGCGUCACCCGCAGCCCCACACUCACCCGGCAGAAGAAACGAAACUGCUCCGCGCCGGAGAAGCCGCCCCCAGCCUUUGAGGAAACGGCCCCGGGUCUUCCCAAGGGCCGGGCCGCGCCGAGCGUAAGAAACAGAAAAACCACAUAGCCAUUUCUGAAACCAAACACAAAUACUGUUUAUUGGGUGGGACACCGCUCACACCUGAGCCCGUGACGGGUGGCCCCGGCCGGGACUUUCUAGUUACACCGUGAGUCACGAGACUCGCUCACCUAAUGGACAGGACACCAAUACUGAAGACACAGAAGCAUUCACAGUUAUCGGUUUGCGGCUGUCUGGAGGGCAGACGGUCACCGCCAGUAGAGAUUAUGUUGUGACAAAAACAAAAAAAAUCAACCCACAUUUUGGUCUCAUUUACAGACAACCAACAGCUCGGUUGGUGGAGGAACUUUAUACAUUUAUCAUACAACGUGGAAAGAAGAAAGGAUAAGGCUCACAGAGAGAGGUGGGGAGAAAGAGAGAGAGAGGUAUGUUAGCAGUUGUGGGGAUUUCAACCAGGGUGGAGCUAACUUUCGGGACCUUCAGCUUCCACAGCCCCGACCUGGCGACCGAAGGCUUCAGCGACUGAAGGUGGCAGCUCCACCCAGGUUGACUAAAAGCACUAAGACGAGCGGCUCGGCUCCCGGGCGGCACGCGGACGCCGCCGCCGGCCUCCCCUCCCCGUCGCCGGGGGUUUUGCGGGGAGCCGGGAGGAAGAGGAGGGGGUAGGGAGUCGGGGGCGCUUUGGAUGAAAACCCAGGGAAAAAGGCACACGAACUGACUUAGAGAAGACACCCGCCGGUGCCUCCGCCAUUCCUCGACCGCAGCGAGAACACGAGCCGGCCCGGCCCCGCCCACGGCACCGGCGCCUGCCAUCCGCUCCGAGCCCGCAGCCCUCACCCUCCUCACCCAUCCCUGCCCAUGCCACGGUUCUUGGCCUGGGGAGGGGGCGGCGAGGACCGCUCCGCGUACCCUAGCUCCAACUCAACACUUUGGGAGGCUUCUCCGGGGGCGGGCACUGCGAGAAAUCCCGCAGGCCUGAUUCUGGGAGCUGUGGCUUCGGUUUGGAAUGUCGAAUCUAAGCGGGAGGGCUUGCCCCCCGGGACCGUCCCCGCUACGAGAGCCACGCGCACGUAGACCCUGUUCACACAAGUGCCUCUGGACCCCUGGCAGAACCAGCCUGCCUCCUUGGCCGGAGGGGGACCGUCCCCCUCCAACAACGCGAGGCUGCAGGCGCCCACACAGAAGAUCCACAAUUUCUGUCUUUGGUGGUGGUUAGAAGAGGAAAACCAAACAAAGGCAAACAAAAAGUGAGUACUGUUAGCCAAGAGACUGGGCUACAACAGUCGGGUGGGGCGAACAAUCCCGCGCGCUGCCCACUCACUGUGCUUCCCCGAGUUCCCUAUCGGGCUGACUCAGCAACCGGCAAACGAGCACCCCUCCACCGAGCACCCCGGACCCAGGUGGGUGGCACCUCUUCGACCCCCGUCCACGCUGCUCCUUCCUUCCCCGCCGCCGGGGCUGGACACGCGAGCCGCGGGGCAUCCGAAGCACAGCAACGCGAAGACGCUGUCGUACCGGCCCUUCGGGGCGCCUCCCCCGGCCCCGCUGCUCUGCCGUGCCCUCCACCCCGGGCCGGGCCUCGCCUCCUGUUCUCCGAUGCGCGCCCCAGACUCGCGGCACCCCAGCCGCCAAGGCCGAACAACAGUCAGGCACCUAGAGUCACCGGGGCCUCGCUUCACCAGUCAACCGGUCCGUUUCGACAGAGGGUGAGACGCCCCCCCAGAGAGACACACACACUCACACACACAUCUGACUUAGCAGCUGAAGCAGAAGCAGCAGGCUAGACCCUCUCUGCAGACCAGAGGCAGACAGAUACGGGCCGGGGUGGGGCGGAGCAAGCCCCAGGCCCCGGCUCCCCAGGUAGGUCCGUCUUCGGCGGGAGCGUCGGCACUUCGCCCCGCGGCUGCGGUACCGACCCUGCAAGGCCCUCGGACCCUCCUUCCCGCCGAGCCGGACGCCCCAGCCGCUCCGGCUGCCUCCCGACGCUCCUGUUCGGGGAAUCCUAGAAGACGCUCGAUUCCUGAGCGAGACGUUAAGGGACGCUUGGCUUGUGCGGCGGAGGGAGGAGGUCCCGCCCCCGGCCCCGACGGCUCCGAGCUUCGAGUCUCGUGUCCGGAAGUGCUACGUUGGAGAGACCAAGCGAAGACGGAACUGGAUUCGGUUGAAAAAGGGGACUAGAAAUAUGCCACAGAAUCAUUUGUGCGUGACGUCUCUGCAGAAAUCAUCUCUAGGUGAAGCUUUUUUUUUUUCCUUUUUAUACACAUAUACAAAAUUGAAACGGCAAUAUACACAUAAUCACAGUGAGGACGUUGUAGUGUAAAUGCAAGACGCGAAGCCGUCUUCGGAGACCAACGCUAUACAGUAGAGCAAGCAGAGCCGGCCGGGUUGGCGCGCAUGCGCGCACACACUCAAACAUACACGCGCACAUACACGCACACUCACGCACACCCCCCGACCUCCCCGCCCAGGGGACGCGGGAAAAGCAGCAUGCGGCUCGGAACGAACGGCGAUCCGUGGCGGCGGCGGGAGCGACGGCCGGCCCCGGCGGAAGAUUCCUAUGUCAUCUGCUUCUCCUUGUGCCACUCCACAAACUCGUCCAGCAAAACGGGCCCUGCAGCGGGGGAAAGACACGCAGAGGAGGGUCGUCGGCAUCUCCCGAACUGCCCGGGGGCGGCGGCCGGAGAGCUGGUGCCCGGCGCCCGGACUCACACGCUCCGUCUUCGUCGUAGUUACUGAGGUCAAGGCUAAUUGUCCGGCUGAACUCCAGCACGUUGCACCACUGGUCCUUGUUGAUAACUUUGUAUUUCGAUUGCUGCUCGAGGAAAAGAGGCAGGAGUGACGAGGCCCCCUCCGCCCCAAGCCCCCGCCAACCCCGGCCUCGACGUGUUCCAGCCCAAGGUCGAGCGAGGUGAGGGCGCCCACUCUGGUCAGCGGCAGCCCCUUGGGGGCCGGGGCCACACUUGUGGGGGAGGGCCUCUCCGGGAACGCCGAGUCUCCCCGGCUUGAGACCCUGGAUUGGCCCGACAGUGGUGGUGGGGGUCUGCCCUUGGGGAGGGGCACGGGGUACCCUGGACGGGGCACAGAUGGGGCCAACCCGGGAGAUCGAAUAGGAGCGGAGGCAGGGGAAUGGAGGGCUCGGCUGGACCAGGCCAGCCGGGCCGGGCACGCGCCUAAGGGGUUCAAACAGCUGAGCCGUCCGGUACCUCGAGGAACUGGUGGAAGACGGGGAAGAGGGACCAGGUCUUUCCCAGCAACAGUCCCAGCAUGCACUUGGCCGUGUUGAUGUCCAGACUGCGCUGGUCUUUUUCCUAUUAAACAACCAAAAGUCACAAUGA
Messenger RNA from Ornithorhynchus anatinus (platypus), 8750 nucleotides. RefSeq names its product leucine rich repeat containing 66 (gene LRRC66). NCBI's taxonomy places the organism in Eukaryota, Metazoa, Chordata, Mammalia, Monotremata, Ornithorhynchidae. Gene Ontology annotation, molecular function: protein binding. The record is from RefSeq and is a predicted model, not a curated record. Bases 1685 to 4150 code for a protein of 821 amino acids. The transcript has 4 exons.